Messenger RNA from Saccostrea cuccullata (small rock oyster), 5582 nucleotides. Its product is annotated as S phase cyclin A-associated protein in the endoplasmic reticulum-like. NCBI's taxonomy places the organism in Eukaryota, Metazoa, Mollusca, Bivalvia, Ostreida, Ostreidae. The transcript has 29 exons. The coding region runs from base 137 to 4657 and encodes 1506 amino acids. Gene Ontology annotation, molecular function: zinc ion binding; nucleic acid binding. The record is from RefSeq and is a predicted model, not a curated record.
GUCCAGUAGUUUAUAAUUCGAGAGAUUCCGAAUAAAUAUUUUGUAUCGAGAUAACACUCGUUACACUUCUUCAGGUAUUUUUGGCACCUAUGACUUAUGACCGAUUUUACCUCACUGUAUACAACUGCAUAGCACCAUGAGUGAUAAUAGGAGAAAAAGAUACAACCCAGGGCAGCGCACGCGGCCAGAUAACGGCGAAAACAACCACAGAAACUCGUCUGCCCCAUUGCGGGGAUCAAGUCGGAAUAACAAUUCCCAGUUUAGCCAUCAGAACCUCACCAGAAUGAAUAGUUAUGAUCACGUCCGUAAAAUAGUCCAGGAGGAGGGAAGAACAGCUAGAAAUCUAGUCAUCUACAAUGUCCCAGUCAGACAACACCCAGAGUCAUCCUACAAGAAACCACUAAAGGAUCAAACACAACAAAAGAAUAAAUCCCGAUCUGUAUCUGAGUCUGACACUAAAAGUCUACAGGACCUGACCAAAUCUCCGAAAUCUGACUCCGGGACCAGGAAAUCGGACCGGCGGGCUCGCUACUGGAAGUUCCUGUUUGACAAUUUACAGCGAGCUGUGGACGCUAUUUAUGACACAUGUGAGACGGACGAAAGUGUCCUAGAAUGCAAGGAAGUGAUCAUGAUGUUGGACAACAGUACUCGUGAUUUUAAAUCACUGAUAGAGAGACUCCACACAAUGAAGGCUUACGAGGACGCCACCAAAGAAGGGGACAGGCCCACGUCAAUUGCUUGGGAGGUGAGGAAGAUGUCUCCAGGGAAGGCCAAUAGCCAGGGACAGGUCCCUAUCAACACCCCCACCAGCCCCGCCCAGCGGGUCCUACAGUUCACAGAUCUCAACAGAUCAGAAACAGAAAAUAUAAAAGAUGGGAACAGCUGGGCAGAUAAAGUGAGGGGUAAAUCCAACACCCCCACCUCCUCCCGCACAGAUGGGGUCCAGACCCCUACCCCAGCCUCCCCACAAGUACAAGGUAGCACAUCCCCCAUAUCCCCCGGGCCAGUGUUACCCUCCCCACCCCCAAAGCAGAACGGACACACAGAUGAUGUGGAUACAGAUGGAAGCACUACUAUAGAAGAUGACAAUGAAGGCUGGGAGACUGUCCACAGACCACCAAAAGGUCGUGCCAGAAAUUCUCCCUCUCAGCGGUCCCUGGAGAAUCUGACUGGGGUCGGGAAAUCGCCAGCCAAACUCCAGCGGACAUACUCAGACCCACACACAUCAGGGCAGAGGAGGCCACCCUGGAAUCACGGGGGAGGUAAAGGUCGGACACCACCUCAGAAAUCUGUGUUCAGGACCUCCCUGGGGGAAAGACGAGACAGCGAGAAAGAGAACCGCCCCCAGACCCUGUCACUCUCGAGAUCCAGACUGGAUUCCAGUAAAAGUGGGUCCACUGGGUCGCUAAGUAAACCCACAAAAUCCUACAGCCACUCUGUCAAACAGAGCAGUCUGUCCCCACCCACUGUACAGUCCUACAAUACGCCUGUCAAACAGGACAGUAGAUCUCUCCCCUCUGUCCUAACCAUAGAGGAGAGAACGGAGAAAAAGCUUCAACUAGAGGUAGUACCCAUAGAGGUCAAAGACGAAGGACCGGUAAAUAAAAUUCUGGAAGAGGUCAAGGCCGUAUCCCCGGUGAUGGAGGAAUCUGCAACAGAAGAUGAAGAGGCUCUGGUCAUAGACAAGGCCCUGGCGUCGGCAAUGGAUGAGGAAGAAGAACUGACCAAUCAGCUGGAGGCGGAGCAACAGCAGGCGAUACAGACGGCCAUAGAGGAAGAGGAGGUCUGGCUGAAGGAACUCGCCCGCGAGGAAAACACCGUCAUCGAAGUCGAGACAGAGACAGAAACGGAGAAUGAGCUGGGGAACACAAUGAGCUCCCUAGAAUCCUCUCAGAAAUCACUGGAUUGGGACACAAUAUGUGCUCAGUAUGAAGCCAAGUCUGAGAGUGAGCGUAACAAGUCAUGGGGGGAGAUGGUGGAGGAGGACGAAGAGGAAGUCAGGACCCCGGGGCAUGCCGUACACAUGCACGAAAAACUCUCCUCACCCUCCCGAAAAAGAUCUCCCACUGAAUCCAGAAAGAGACAUGAACAAAAACAGGCCAAGGCCCGGGAACUCCGAGAAAAACUAAUGCAGGAAAAAGCCGAGAGACUCAAGGACAUCUCUAAAAAGGUGGAGGAGGUGCGGGCCUGGAAGGAUGAGCUCUUACAACAGAGGAAGGGUACAAUACAGAGGAAGAUGGCGAAGGCCGAGGAGAGACGUCAGUUACAGAUCAGGAUAAAGGCUCAGAAAGCUCACGAAGAGGAAGCAAAGGGCAAGGAAAUAGAAUUUAUCAACACAUUGGAGGCUCAGAAUAAACGGCACGAGAUAAUGUCUAAACACCAGGUGUCUGAGGCUCGACUACAAGACAUACAGGACGAGAGACAACGCCGUCAUGAAGAGAAGCUGGCAAAGGAAGCAGCAGUGGAGGAACGGAGGAAAGCCCUGGAGGCGGAAAGACAGGCGAGGCUGAAGGAAAUGGAGGAAAAGAGGAAACAGAGAUCUGCCCGGGCAGAACAGCAGCAACAGGAACGAGAGAAGGAAAGGCUGGAAAACAUCAGGGCCAAGGAAAGAGAGAGAGAAGAGAGGUUGGCAGUACUUAAUGCUCAGCAUCAACAACACAUCCAGGAAUUACAGAAGAAAAUCCAGCAAAAGCAAGAUGAGACGAGCCAGCGGCACCAGGAGAAUUUACAGCAGAUUCGGGAGAAGGCGUUCGAGAUGAGUAUUCUGAAACACUCAACAGAGGAACAUAAUGAAGCUCCCAACGUCGUACCGUACGACCACAAGAAACUCUGUACUAUCUGUAAUGUAUUGAUAACAUCAGAGGUUUACUUGUUGAGUCAUCUGAGGGGAAAGAAACAUCAGCAGGCAUUACAGGACAACAACUCAGGGAAAGCCAUGUCUAAACAGGAAAUUGAGAACUUUAAUCUGAAGCACAUUGUGAAUGCCCCGACCAACAGCACCCACCCCAAGAUUGUGUCUGAGAAAGAGAGACUCAAGUCCAUGAAGAAGAGGUCAAAGAAACUCCGACAGAGGAUGACCACAAGAGGACAUGAGUAUGAGAAUUCCUUGUCUCAGAAACAGCAGCAAGUCGAGUCUGAACACAAAGCAAAAAUACAUAAAAUAGUCCGAGACAUCAACAAAUAUCUCCAGACCCAGGACUCAGGCCCCUGGCCUCAGAACAAAGUGUCAGCCCUAGACAGAGCAUUAGGGGAAAUCAGCAGGAUUUUAGACAAAAAGAGUGGACAGGACCAGAAUGCCCUGCGGGUGCUGGGUGGACUGAACAGUCUCUGUAGACUCCUCCAUGUCUUAGACAACGCCACUCCAGAAUUACCCCCAGUUAUCCCACCAAAGACCCUGACCUUGACUUGUAAUGUGUUCCGCCAAGCCUGUAAAAGUCAUUACGACAACUGUCACUACAUGUUGUUCAGUAACAAGAUCGGAAUUAUAGCCGAUCUACUCGUCCAGAGACUGAUGCUCCUCCUACCAGAGAACCAGUCUCGCCCCGGGUCGGGUCAGUCGGCAGGAAGUUCUCAGUCCUCGGGCACGAUCUCCGGGACGUCCCAGGGACACAAACUCCCAUACGACGCGCUGGCCCUCAGUCUGAUGCAGCUCAUGUCUACAGUGUUGUCCUGUCUGGCUAAAAAUAACCCGGCAUCUAACGUCAGUGAGGCUUCUGCCGAGAGAAUGAGCGGGACGGUGGACACAGUGUCUAGUAGAGCUAAUGAUCUCAUCAGUUACAUUGUCAGUGUGGGAAUAGUAGAUAAGCUGACUCAGUAUUUCCGUAAAGUCCAGGGUCCAAUCGAUGACGAUAAAGAUGGUGCCGAGUUUCUACAGCAUAGUCUUGGGCUUCUGGUGGCUAUGACUAAAGUUAUGUCAAAACGGAAUGCGGCUAUCUUUGAGAAGAAGAAGCCUGAGGACCCGACUCAGCUGAUCAGUACGUACGAGGUGACGGAACUGGUCGGGAUUGUCUCCCUUCUGUACGGCAUGCUGCUUCACUCUGGGGCUCCCAGCAGGGGCGAGCUCUCACCCCCAGAGUUACCCCAGCACACCAUGGCAGUCAUCCUGACCGGCAUCAAAAUGUUAAACAAUAUGGCCACCUUCAGCCUGGAGAUGUUACAGAAAACCCUGGGAGAGGAGGGGAUGUCCCUGGAAUUCCGACACAUCGCUAGCUACCUGAUGUGGUAUUGUAGCAGGCUGACCUGUGAGGAGCUUCUACACGAGGUCAUUCUGUGUGUCGGGUACUUCACCAUACUACACCCCGAAAACCAGAUUGUGAUACAGUCGGGCCAGUCCCCUACGGUCCUACAACAGAUGUGUUCCCUCCCCUUCCAGUAUUUUAGUGACCCUCGACUGACGGGGGUUCUGUUCCCGAGCCUCAUCGCCUGCUGCUACAACAACAAGUCCAACACGGCCAUUCUGGAGCAGGAACUCAGCUGUGCUCUCCUCUCCAACUUCAUAGAGGAGAAAGUUUUGGAAGCUCAGGCCCGGAUCUCACCCAGCUCUGCAUCAUCUAAGAAAGCCCCAGAAAAAGAAUCUGGUGAACAGAGAAUGUCCUUGCUGUCACGAUUUCCACAGGAGCAACUGACCGCUGCCCAGGAGUACUUCAAGGUCUCCUAGUGUCCACAAACCCAGGUGAAGGUCAUAUAGCAUCAACUAAGUCAAGGUCAAAUGAACAACAAGGCCAGAUUAUAAUCUUUUGACAUAUGGAAUAUUUCUGCAGUGGGUUGAAUCCAUCAUGGAUUUUUUUCCUUUUCUGGGACCAUUUCCAUUACCUGCUUGAUAAUUUGUGUUCAUUUCACUAAAUUACGGUACUUGAUUUGUGUCAGUGUGAGUUUUCUUUGAGUCCGUCCUAUUUUGACGCUAAUACAUAAUUGAUUACAUAUUUUUUUAUUGUUUAUUCAUAUUCAAUUUUUUUCAUCAAUUUCUGUUUGUAUUUAUUUUUAAUUAUGAGUUUGGUAUUUUUUACCACAUGGUGGGUUUUUAACUUUUUAUUUAGGAAGUACAAUUAUUUACAUGUAUAUUUAAGGAUAUUUUUGAUGUUGAAUACUUCAAAAUGUGUGUUGUACACUGUGUACUCCUGUUUGUACACUAACAAAAAUGAUUAUCAUUGAACUCUUUUUUCUGUUUAUCAAUUUGUAAAAUCAAACCAGCAUUUUGUCCCCCGGCAUCCUAAUGUCACAGGGACUGACUACACAGACCAGGGCUGACUGGUUAUUAUGUUGAAUGUAGAACAAAAUGGGUAUAUUUAUGUAGAUCUGAACACUGAUAUUAAAUGUGAAACCAAAUGUGAUAAUGUACAUAGAAGAACUGAAUGAGAUUUAUGUAUGAAUGUUCCAAAAAUCUUCAGAGAUGUUAAAAGAAACAUUAGUUUGUGAGCCCAUCUCUUAUGUAUGAGUGUUUUUGUUCACCAUUUGCUUUGACAUGUGUGUUUGUAAAAAAUGUGAACAAGUAUUAUUAUUCUUUUUUAUUUAACUUUUGUUUGGGAUUUUUUAAUUGUUCAUGAAUACACAAAAAAGUAUUAAAUACUUUUUCUCAUUUUUCA